CGAUUCAUGUUUUUGUACGGAUUUCCUAAGAAUUGAAUGCAAUCUCACUCUCAAUAGAGUCUCCACACCAGUGAUAGUGAGUUAGCGUCUCAACAAAUGUUGUGCCGUUUUGUUUCACUACUCAAUGAGACGAGAAAUGAUCGCUUAUUAUGUAUUUGUUUGAUUCAAUUGAAUGCUAUAUUUAAUCAUUUCAUGACAUAUACACAGUAACGCCAUAAACACUGAUUAUUUACGACAUUAUGAUUAUGUGACUAUCAUUUGUACACUAAUUGCUAGUUAUAUACAAAUUAUUGUUUCGUUUUAUUUACCCAUUUGUGUGCGAAAUAUAUGCCAAACACUACUCGCAGGCCAUUGAAUAUCAUUAGUGAACACAAAAGUAUUGGCCAUUCAUUUGAUGCAUUCAUUUGGCUAUUGAGUCCGAAGUACUUGUGUUGACACAUACCUCCCGAGGAAGGGAUCGCUUGUUAUUUAUUUUUGUGACAUUAUAGCCAUUGUAUCAGCGGAUCAGUUGCCGAGUAGAUAGCAGUGUGGGUGCGAUGGAAGCGAUCGCAAAGCAUGACUUCAACGCCACCGCCGAUGACGAGCUUAGCUUCAGGAGAGGCGAAGUGCUUAAGGUGCUCAACAUGGAGGACGACACCAAUUGGUUUAGGGCUGAGUUGGACGGCCGCGAAGGACUCAUUCCCAGCAAUUAUAUCGAAAUGAAAGCUCACGAUUGGUAUUACGGGCGCAUAACGCGAGCGGAUGCCGAGAAACUGUUGCUGAACAAACACGAGGGCGCCUUUCUCAUCAGGGUCAGCGAGAGCUCACCCGGUGACUUCUCACUAUCCGUCAAGUGUGGCGAUGGUGUGCAGCACUUCAAAGUGUUGAGGGAUACGAUCGGGAAGUUCUUCCUAUGGGUCGUGAAGUUUAAUUCGCUGAACGAAUUGGUCGAAUACCACAGAUCGGCGUCUGUGAGCCGUUCCCAAGACAUUAAGCUCAAGGAUAUGCAUCCCGAAGAAGUAAGUGAUGGCUUAGACAUAGUUGCGGAUGCCGAGAAACUGUUGCUGAACAAACACGAGGGCGCCUUUCUCAUCAGGGUCAGCGAGAGCUCACCCGGUGACUUCUCACUAUCCGUCAAGUGCGGCGAUGGUGUGCAGCACUUCAAAGUGUUGAGGGAUACGAUCGGGAAGUUCUUCUUAUGGGUCGUGAAGUUUAAUUCGCUGAACGAAUUGGUCGAAUACCACAGAUCGGCGUCUGUGAGCCGUUCCCAAGACAUUAAGCUCAAGGAUAUGCAUCCCGAAGAAGUAAGUGAUGGCUUAGACAUUGCUGUCGACUCUCAGAUGUUUUUGGUUCAAGCGAUGUAUGACUUCCAACCCCAAGAGCCGGGGGAACUGGAGUUCAAGAGAGGCAACAUAAUUACGGUAAUCGAUCGCUCGGACCAGAACUGGUGGGAGGGGGAGAUCGGCACCAGACGGGGCUACUUCCCGGCCACCUAUGCCCUCCCAUAUCACGCCUAAACACGCCAUCGAAUCGCCGAUUCUUAUGUCAAAUAUUAUUAAAUAUACUUUUGUUUCGUUGAAAUUAUUUUGACCACAUUUGAGAGACAAACGACUCACUGAUUGGAUGAUAAUAUAAGCAAUGAAUCGAUUGUCGUUUGGCUUUUCAUUGAAUUUAUUUUCUGAUAAGUAAUUAAUAAUUAGUUUUUUCAUUAAAUGAAUGCAAAACUGUUUUGACAGCAAAUGACUGUCUGUUUGUCGCAAUCAAUUCAUCUCAAAGUUAUGCCUCAUAUUUGAUGCCAACAGAGAGUCGAACAGUUUUGUGUCCACUUUCUCGCAUCCCAUUCCCUCCCUUUCCCUCUCUCUCCUAAACUAAUGGCAAAAACUAUUUAAUAACAACUGAAUUGUAAACUUGUAAUUAAAGUCUGAAUUGAUUUUCUCUAUAAUUUUAUAGCCAAACAAAUUCUAUUCAUUUCUAUAAUAAUUGAUUUUUUGUUUAUUAGUUUAUAUUUAAUGAUAACAAUAAUUAUGCGAAAAGUUUUUACGAGUUUUAAAAGCGAUUUGAUUUCAUAAACUUUUAUUUUGAA
This is a messenger RNA of Oppiella nova, 2062 nucleotides long. The record is from the annotation of a GenBank genome assembly. NCBI's taxonomy places the organism in Eukaryota, Metazoa, Arthropoda, Arachnida, Sarcoptiformes, Oppiidae.